AUGCAUGUGCAUGAACUGUUCAUUUUUCCGAUAAAAUCGUGUGCUGGUAUUAAAGUACAAGAAGCACUCGUUACAAAAUAUGGUCUAGCCUUACCAUCAAAUCCGCAAAUAUAUGAUAGGCGAUGGAUGAUUGUCAAAGAGGGCAGACAUCAAACCCAACGUGUUUUGCCAAGCAUGGCACUGAUACAACCCGUGCUUGCUAAAGAUGGUCUUACACUUCGAGCUCCAAAUAUGCCCGAUUUAUUUAUUUCAACAAAUGCAUUUCCGAAAGAAGUAAUGGAGUGCCAAUGUUGGAACGAUAAAAUUCUUGGUUUACGUUACGAUGAUAGCGUUUCCCAAUGGCUUCGAACUUACUUUGGAACUGACGAUGAAUUCGAUUUGGUUGCAUUCGACGACGAAAAGUUCCAGGGUCGUCAAACGAAAAACGGUGAUGUACCCAAUGUUGCACGAGAUGGAGAUAUGGCUGUUUAUCACGAUAUGAGUGCAUUACAUUUGUGUUCAUUGGAGUCUGCUGCAGAUUUAAAUACACGAUUGGAAAAGAAGAUUGAAGUAUAUAAUUUCCGACCAAACAUCAUCGUCACCGAUGUAUCAAAGCCAUUCGAAGAAGAUCUUUGGCGAGAAAUUGAAAUCAAUGGUGUCAAACUAACUUGGCUUGCUCCGUGUACUAGAUGCUUAUUGCCAACAGUCGAUCAGAAAACGGGUAUCAAAGAUGCUACGUUAGAAUCAUGGAAAGUACUACGAAGUUACCGUCGUAAACCUGAACCGUACGGUGUUAGUGCUCUGUUUGGUAUCUAUUUGGCACCAACUGAUGAACGUAGUCGUGUCUGUGGCACAAUUCGUGUCAAUGAUUCUAUUCAAGUGACAAAAGACGAUCCAGACUUUUGGAAUACAAAAUAG
Adineta ricciae is the source of this 897-nucleotide messenger RNA. The record is from the annotation of a GenBank genome assembly. NCBI's taxonomy places the organism in Eukaryota, Metazoa, Rotifera, Eurotatoria, Adinetida, Adinetidae.